ACGGCAGCAAUUAACUUGUAGUUUGUUCAGCAGAUCCCUGCUCUUCCUCCCGAAACAAGCAAAAAAUCAAGGGGAGAAAAAUGGGUGGAGAAGGAAAGGCCUAUACCUCGGCAGACGUUAGUCAACACAACAAUACUAAAGACUGCUGGCUUGUCAUUGGGGGCAAGGUAUACAAUGUAACAAAAUUCUUGGAGGACCAUCCCGGAGGUGAUGAAGUCUUGUUGUCUGCAACCGGCACGACAGAUGUUUUAUUUUUUCUACCUUUUUUGUAUAAUCUGAUGUCCAAAUUAUUGCGGAAAGGUGGAAAUAACAUUGGCAUGGUGUAUGGCUGGCAGGGAAUGAUGCAACCGAUGAUUUCGAGGAUGUUGGUCAUAGCAGCAGUGCUACAGCAAUGUUGGAUGAGUUUUACGUGGGUGACAUUGAUACAUCAACCGUCCCCACCAAGACAAAGUACACUCCUCCGAAGCAGCCUCACUAUGAUUAGGUUAAGACCACGGAAUUCGUUGUAAAGCUUCUCCAAUUCCUCGUUCCCUUCCUAAUCUUGGGAUUGGCCUUCGGCAUCCGCUUCUAUACCAGAUCUCCAGCUUAAGCACCAAGACCACAAGAGAUGGCUGGAAAAAGUUCUUCACAAUAAGGUUAUCUUAGAUUAAAUUUUUUGGGAAUGUGGCAUAUGUGCUUGCUUUGUCCAUCAACCAGUUCUC
This is a messenger RNA of Hibiscus syriacus, 701 nucleotides long. Its product is annotated as cytochrome b5 reductase 4-like. The record is from RefSeq and is a predicted model, not a curated record. Gene Ontology annotation, cellular component: intracellular membrane-bounded organelle; membrane. The transcript has 2 exons. Bases 81 to 509 code for a protein of 142 amino acids. Gene Ontology annotation, molecular function: heme binding. Lineage: Eukaryota; Viridiplantae; Streptophyta; Magnoliopsida; Malvales; Malvaceae.